CUACUCAUUCCGUAUGACAAAUUAGAUAAAAUUAGUAUAUAUAUAGAGAGACAGAUAAAUAAUAAAAGCCAUUUUAGAUUAUUUCGUUAAUGUUUGUCAAUGAAUAACGAGUGGACCAGAUAUCAGUCGUUUAAAGACUUUCCCGAAUCUUCCUCAGCAUUUCCUUUACAAUUAGCUCAAGCUGGAUUUUACUACACGGGCACACGGGAAGACGCUACUUGUUUCUGUUGUGGGCUGGCUGACAAUCGGCUUGUGGACUACAGACGAAAUUGUUCCUGAACUACACUAGCGUCUUUCGCCAAAUUGUCCAUAUUUGACAGGCGAAGACACAACAAAUGUCCCAAUACAUGGCGACGCGUACUCGGAACAGUAUGUGGGGGGCUGCCAUUGAAGUUGAAAACAUCUCGACAUCGAUCUCGGAAAAUAUUAGAUAUAAUCCUAGACAAAGUGUAGCUACUACAAGUGGAGCAAACGGGAGCUAUGGAUAUGAAGGCAGUAUUUGUGUUAGUGGUGUACGAACGAAUCAACUAAGACUAACACUUUCACAAACAAAUAGUCAAAUUGAAUACUAUCCUGGUAUUACUACACAAAAACCGAAACAUCCCGAUUAUGCAAUAAAAAGUGUCAGGUUGUCAUCAUUUACCAACUGGUGCCCGGAUGUGAUGGAUCCAGAACAACUCGCAGAAGCAGGAUUUUAUUAUACAGAUGUUCAGGAUUGUGUACGAUGCUUUUUCUGUGGUGGUGGAAUGAAGAACUGGGAAAACGGUGACAAUGCAUGGAUAGAGCAUGCAAGAUGGUUUCCAGAUUGUGCAUACGUGAAACAAUGCAAAGGAGAUAAUUUUGUUAGCAUGUGCCACAUGGCAAAUAUUGACUACAUGACAGCUGAGGGUGAAAUGCAAAAUCAGGGUACAGAAGGUUUAAACUUGGCAGGUGGUAAAGAGCUUAUAGACGACCAGUUGGUACAAGACUUAAAUAGUACAGCUUCGAAACUUGUAAUGGGUAUGGGGUAUAUGCAGGAAGAAGUAGAAAAUGCCAUUAAACUAGCUAGAGAGAAAUACGGUUCAUCUGAAUUGCGAGCCCAGUAUAUCCUCGAAUCCCUUCUAGAUAAUAGUUAUAGCAAUAAUGGUAACAAUAUACCUAUUCAAAACAAUCAAACAGACAGAGAUAGAUCGUCAGCAGCGUCAGGGUGCUCUUUAGAUACUGCGAAUGUUGAAAGAAAAUCUUCUGACAUUAAAGAAGACCACACACAAUUGUUAGAGGAGAAUCGCCAGCUGAAAAAUCAAAUGAUUUGCAAGAUUUGUCUGGAUAAGAAUGCAUGUGUCGUAUUUCUUCCUUGUGGUCAUAUGGUUUCUUGCGUUGAGUGUGCACAUGCUUUACGAAAAUGUGCUGUCUGCCGAUCAGUCAUACAAGGAUCAGUAAGGGCCUAUCCUGCUUAACGGCAUACUACAUUUUGUAAAACGUUAUCAUAUACUCCUGAAAUCGUUUUCUAAAUGUUAUUUCCGAAAUCUAGUUCUAAAGUAUUUCAAGACUAUGCGACAAGGCAUUCCGCAACCUUAUUUAUUUGGAGAUAUAAGCUACAGAAUUCGUAAAAUUUCCGGGCAUAGCCUUUUCCGAUGUUGUUACGUUCGCUUACGCAUAGCCUGUAUGUUUUAAAAAACAGUUUCUGACAACCGCGUCAGGGAGUCGAAGCUUUGGCUCAAUGAUCACAUCAGUGGACUUCCACCCGUGCGACCUGGAUUCAAAUUCCACCAUAGGUAGUUUGUUUCUUAUCAUUAAAAUUCUAUCCAUCAAUAUCCGUUACGCCCAAAAGUCGUAAGAUGGGGAUCGUCCGGUAUACGGACUUCAUCUCGUGCCGAAAAUGGCAAUUUCUAUGCCAAUCAUCGUAAAAUAUGGGGAAGUGAUCUACAUGUAUGCUUUGGUCUAUUUGCUACUUCUAAGUCUUCAUCGCAAUAGUUUGUUUUAAUGUGUACAUGAGCCUGGCUACUAUGCACGUGUACACAUUUUCACAUAUUCAUAUUUCCAUGUGUUAAUUUAUGGCUUGUUAGCUACAGUACAGAAAGGAGGUAGAAACUUUUAAUUAAGUCUUGAAUCAUUGUUCACCUGUCAAAUUUUGUCAUUGGUUUUCACGACCUGUCAAAAUUAUUUACUUUUCAUAUGCACUGGUUUGUACUAACUGUGUAGGACAUUUUAGUCUGUAACUUACUACUCAUUCUACUACAUCAGUAUUAUAUGCUUGAAAAUGUAUUGUUGAGCUAACUGAAGUCACGUAAGAUUUCUAUUGUUUAAGUUUAUGGUCGUAAUAAGGGUGCUAAAAUGGAUCUUAAGUAUUAAAAUUGUUCCUUUUAGAUAGAUAAAGGAAAAUGUUGAGUUGAAUCAUAGUGCGGUUAUUUUUUUUAUAAAAAAAAAGAACUUGACUAUUCUUUGUUUUAUGGCAUUCACUGGAAACUCAAAGCGUGAUACCACCUUUAGUCAUUAGAGUAUUCUGUUGCAUUAUCUUUAUCUUUUUCUUAUCAAAGUGCUAAUGUGAUACAUUAAUUUUAAUUAUAUCUAAUAACAUUCAACAUAAUAAUCAUAUUUUUGUAGUUUGUUCUGCAUCAUUGAGUUUACUUUCAAUUUGUUUUUGAGGUAGUUAAUGUGCUCAGCAAUUGAGGAUGCUUAUUUAUUCAAGUAUCCUUAUUCUGUUUUAAUCAGCUGACAUUACUUGCAUAUAUACAUGAAAAUAAAACCAAGUAAAUUAUGAUGUGUUUGCCUUAGACAUUCAUUUAGAACUGUACCAAAGUGAUCCGAUUUACUUUUAAUCUGUUAAAAACAGUAUAGUGAAAUUGCCGAUGAAAAGAUGUGUUGCAUCGGGAGUGCUUUCUUUUAGAAAUAAAAAAAUGCCAUUUAUUUUUA
Molecule: messenger RNA, 2892 nt
Organism: Mercenaria mercenaria
Lineage: Eukaryota; Metazoa; Mollusca; Bivalvia; Venerida; Veneridae
Product: baculoviral IAP repeat-containing protein 7-like
Exons: 5
Coding region: 336-1436 (366 amino acids)
Biological process (GO): regulation of cell cycle; positive regulation of protein ubiquitination; negative regulation of apoptotic process
Cellular component (GO): nucleus; cytoplasm
Molecular function (GO): ubiquitin protein ligase activity; cysteine-type endopeptidase inhibitor activity involved in apoptotic process
Source: RefSeq, a predicted model, not a curated record